AUGCUAGUCAAAUCGAAGUCCCCAACGCCUUCCACGAGCUCGCGGCCCCGCCAGCUGCAGAGCCUGAGUCUAGUCAGAACAUAUCCCAAGAUCAAAGUACGUCCCUUGGCGGAGCUGCUUAAGCAGGAGAUCCUAGCCGUCACCCAGGAGAACCGCCUGCGUAGAACUGGCGCACCGGAUAGGUCCGGCCAACGUUUGUUGCACAGACCUGCACCCAAAAAUCGCCGACUUACUGUGUGUGGCUUUGGUGAUGCGCCAGCCAGUCCCACCUCCAUCAAUAGUCACCUCGCGAACCUGGACAAGGAGAGUCUCAAGUUUAUAAUCAACAACAGUGACACGAUAUACGACGAGCCGCUCAAGUACCAGGCCCGCAAACGACUGCGCGAGGAAAUUCGUCGCCAGCUCAAGGAGUUUCAAUUGGAAAAACCCAAGGAUAGCCCGGCCACCGAACUGAUUGAAGACGAGAUCGUUGAUGCCAUCAAAUUGCCAACGUGCCUGCUGCAAGAGAUUGAAAAGUGCUUUGGCAUACACAUAUCAGAGUCAGAGAAGCAGGAAAUAAAGUCAGAGCCCAUAAAAAUCAAAACAGAUCCUGGCAUUAAAAGCGGGGAGUGCAUCAAAAGUAGUUCAGAAUCAGAAGACAACUCUAGUCCUCAGUGCAGUAAAAAGAGUCCAAGGAAAGAACAAAAUUCCAGUCCUCAAGGGCAGUGCAGCAAAAGGAAGGACAGCCCAGCAGCAGAGACAAUGGCUGGUGCCAGGGAUCUGAUGACACGGCUCAAAGCCGCCGACGAGGUCAAGACAAUGACAGCAGUGCGUCAAUAUAAUGGCCGUCCCAAUGGCAGCUUCCCGCCUCGUGGUCCCUUGCUGCCAUUCCCAAAACAAGACAAAAAGUUGAGCAAUAGCGCAAGAGCGGAGCGUAAAACAAGCGAAUCCUCGCCCAAGAAAGCCAAACCAAAGGAACAAGCGAAAUUGAGCAAUCCAAAGGCUGCAAGUCCAGCCAAGGUGGCCACCCCAGAACCCCCACUAGCGAUCAAACAGGAGAUCAAAGACUGCGAAAUAGUUCUACCAGCGUUUAAUACCACAAUAGUUGUCAGCUCCUCCUCGGAUGAAGAUGAGGCUGACGAGGAUGCGACCCAGAAGCAGACACAGCCGCAGCCGCAGCGGCAGGCGGUGGCCAAGCCAGGAACCAACGAUGAUGAAGCCAGCGAUCACUCCACCAGUUCUCAAGGCAGCACCGAGUCCUCCAAGCGACGCUACAGGCAGAAGCUAAAGAGCGACGCCGACAAUGUGGUGGACAGUUUCGAGAAGUUGAUCCUGCCGCAUCUCAAGGAAUCGCUGGCCGCGAAUUACAGAAGCCAGCACAGCGGCAGUCAACACAGUCGUCUGCACUUUAUAUCCUGCGUGGUGACAUCCAGCGAGCACAAUUCGCAAAACGUCAGCAAAAUGGAAAUUGCCAAAGUGCAAAAGAAUCUCAAGUUGAACAACAAUCGGCUGGGCAUUGAGUUCCUGCUGCGGCACAUUGUCCAUGUGGUUAAUCAACAGAAGCAGCAGGCGGCGGCGCAGCGGCGCAAGGAACAGGAGGUGCAGAAGCUGAGUAAUGGGAUUAGCACGGCGACGAGUGCCGCCACAGAGAAUGCUGAAUCCGCAAAAGAGACACCGACGCCGCCGCCGUCACAUCAAAAAAUCGUGGAGGAAACUGCACCUGUCACUUUGCCACCCCCCAAUGAAAGUCCUCGUCAGAGUUCUCCCGCGCUGUCUGCUUAUCAGAGUUCUCCCUCGCUGUCUGCUUAUCAGAACUCUCCCGCGUUGUCUACUCAUCAGAGUCCAUCAGCGCGUCAGAGUCCACCAGCAAUGCCACCGCGUCAGAGUCCACCUGCGUUGCCACCGCGUCAGAGUCCGCAAGCGUUGCCACCGCGUCAGAGUCCACCAGCAUUGCCACCACGUGCGAUUAACCCACCGUUUGGUGUUUUUCCACCGGGAAUACCAUUUCUGGAUUCCACACUGUCUCGACAUUCUCCAGGCGGCUAUUCCCUGUCGGAGCCCAGUGAACCAAUGGGACUUUUGGUUGACAUGGUGGCCCAAAAUCUGGUCGACAUCGAUCGCCGUCUCUUGGAGAACCAGAACCGACGCAGCUUCCUCGACGAAAUGAUCAUGAAAUUCCAAAAGGAGAAAUCCGAUUUGGAAAUGCACAGCCUGGAGCUGCAAAGCCGCAAAUUUCUGCUAAUCAAUUCGGCGAUCAGCCGGAAGCAUGGGCCGACCACUGCAUCAGCUGUGAUGAUGGCCACUCUGCCACCACCGGCCUCGCCGCCUCCGACAGCAGAGGGCCAGGAAGCCGCUGCAGGGGAGACUUCUAGCCAAAACAAAGCCCCGAACCAAACACGAGCCAAGCCAAAGGGCCGCGUACGUCGGGCUGUGGUGGUCAAGUAUUUGCCCAAACGUAGGGUCAGAUUCAAUCGUCGGGCAGCCAAGAGAGAUGAUAAUUCCGAUGAGUUGGUGGCACAGCUGAAGCUGGAGAUGGCAGCCAAGGAGCAGACAGAAAAGUCAAAAGAGAACGCACCGGAAAUGCCCAUGCCUAUGAUGGAGGAGGCGGCGAUCAAAGAAGAGCCCAUUGACGUUUGCAAUAUAAUGGAGGUGCAGGUGCAGCGUCCGAUCAUCACCGAAAACGGUGCCAGCAACAACAAACGCUCGGCGGAACCCACUCCGGCGGCCCAUUCCACCAAGCCCAAGCAGUCGCGCAACAGCAAACCAAUCACCAGUACAGUAUCGGGAUCUAAUCCUAACCAGCAGCCGCUGGCUAUUAUACCACCGCUACCACCACCGCCGCCGCCGCCAGAACCGAUCUACAACAUGCCAUACCAGCUGCCGCGAAGCAUUCUCAAGGCCCCACCGCCACCACCCACGCCCCCGCCUCUGCGACAGCUGUCGGUGCAGUCUAACGGGACCAUGGAAUCGGACUUGGGCUUCGUACGCAAAGGCCGCCUGCACUCGGUCGUCAGUCCGAUCACCCAGAUACGCAUCUUUAAGAAUUACAUAUUAGCCGCGGCCGAGGAUGGGGACAUCUACAUCUUCAACCUGCACAAUCACAAGCUCGAGCGUCAGAUACCCAAGCACGGCGAGGCCAUCACGAACAUGCAUCUGUGCGAGAAGGAGUCAUUUCUGUAUACCACAUCGUUGGACGGCUUCCUCAAGAAAUCCUCAUUGGAGAAUCUUGAGAGUGUGCAGCAAACGGUGUACGUCAAGGAGCCAUUGCAAUCGAUUGAUAUUGCUUGGGAUGCGGCAUUUAUUGGCAGUCGCUGGGGUCACAUCUUUGUCUACAAUGUGGUGACAAACAAAAUGAUCGAGUCGCCACUGCUCUCCACGGGCCAGUCCAUUAUUGCUGUCAAGGCCACCAUGGAGGGCCUGAGGAAGAUCAUCAUACUUGGCUGCAAGGGAAACUUUGUGUAUUUGCACGAUGCGGCCACAGGUCUGUUGCUGCGCCGCCUGGGCGUGCCCGACGGACUGAACGUCUAUAGUUUGCUUCUCAAUGACGGACAUAUCUACUGCGGCACGCAGAAGAACGAGAUCUACAAGUUUGAGUUCACAAGUGGAAAUCUGGUCACCAAGCUGAGCUGCGGGAACGGUGCCGUCUCCAUGGUGAGCUUCAGGGACAGAUAUUUACUGAUUGGCUGCUAUGAUGGCUUCAUUUACGUCCUGGACAAGCAUAAGGGCACCCAGGUGGGUCGAUUCGAGGGCGCUGGACGCUUGGUACUGGCGCUGGCCAUAGCCGGUGAUAGUAUCGUUACAUCCUCGAAGGAUAACUCCUUGGAGGUGCUCGAAAUUCCACCCGGAAUGCUAAAUGUUGGACAACAAUGAGAUUACACAUAAAUAUAUAUAUAGAAUAGAUGAUAGAUCAGAUUUAAUUUAACAAUUUUACAAACACACUCGCACGCGCACUUGUUUGUAUAUAACUUUACAAUCAUACUGAUGUUUUAAUUUUUUCAUUUUGUUUUGUUUUUUUUUUAUAUUUACAAUUGGGCAUGUUUUUGUGUUUAAAUAUGAUUUCCUUGAAGAAAUAACCAAUUUCUACGCCAUGAACCGAGUAAAAGAAUAAAGGGAAGAGCGCCAAUAAAACGAAUAUGAAUAAUAUGUAC
Drosophila obscura is the source of this 4127-nucleotide messenger RNA. RefSeq lists its product as uncharacterized. Gene Ontology annotation, molecular function: RNA binding; protein binding. The transcript is spliced from 6 exons. The coding region runs from base 1 to 3849 and encodes 1282 amino acids. The record is from RefSeq and is a predicted model, not a curated record. Lineage: Eukaryota; Metazoa; Arthropoda; Insecta; Diptera; Drosophilidae.